AUGCCCGGCGCCGUGUGCGCGCGCCUCGACGCGCUCGACUCGUGGCCGCCGCCCGCGCUGCUCGUGCUGCCCUAUAUGUUCUACGUGGGGCUCUUCUUCGUCAACGUGCUCAUCCUCUACUACGCCUUCCUCAUGGAGUACAUCGUGCUCAACGUGGGCAUCGUCUUCCUGCCCGAGGACGUGGAGCAGGCGCUGCUGGAGCUGGGCGCGCUCUCCGAGACGGGCUCCGUGCUCUACGACGCGGACGGCGAGCUCGAGGUGCUCGACGGCUACCUGGAAUAGCGCGGGGCCCGCACACUUGUGAAACACCUGGAACGGAUAAUGGCCUGGCUGCUGGAUCAAAGGAGAAGAAGAAGCUACGCUGUGAACUGCAGAGGUGAAGGCGGCCAAGGGGGCAGCGGCAGAGCUGGCAUCAGCCCUGCUCCGCUGUGACUCCUGCCCACGGCCGUGGUGUGCGGGGAACGGGGAUCCGCGCACAGCGGCGGCUUCCAGGGCUCAUUCCAGGCUGUGCUGGGAAAGGGAAUUCCAGGCAUGGCUGUGGUUUGAUGGAUCUGUGACCCCCCGGACACGCUGCGUACGGCCGCCGACCCCCUCACCACCUCGACCACUACCAGCCAGUUCGAAGCCAGGGCUCUCUCAGGGGAACAUACCCACAUGGGGCUGCAGGGAAGGUUCUGUUCAGGGCAGAAUUGGGGCUCAUACUGUGCUAGCAAGACACUUUAUUUAUAUGGUGAGUUUUGAAAUAGAGCAGAGAGUUAAUUUUAUAUAAGUCAGGUGGAUUCAUUACCUAACACGAGGUACUUUACAGAUUGUUUAAGCUGGUGUUCCUAUGUACAGAUAUGAAAGCAAUACAAUAAAGACUGACCUUUUUCAUAGAAAACUA
This is a messenger RNA of Nothoprocta perdicaria, 883 nucleotides long. It is a transcript of the gene DEXI, whose product is annotated as Dexi homolog. The transcript is spliced from 2 exons. NCBI's taxonomy places the organism in Eukaryota, Metazoa, Chordata, Aves, Tinamiformes, Tinamidae. Bases 1 to 282 code for a protein of 93 amino acids. The record is from RefSeq and is a predicted model, not a curated record.